Messenger RNA from Penicillium angulare, 993 nucleotides. RefSeq names its product phytanoyl-CoA dioxygenase family protein. The record is from RefSeq and is a predicted model, not a curated record. Lineage: Eukaryota; Fungi; Ascomycota; Eurotiomycetes; Eurotiales; Aspergillaceae. The coding region runs from base 1 to 993 and encodes 330 amino acids. The transcript is spliced from 2 exons.
AUGACUACAACUACAACCAAGACCGUGACCAAACCGAUUAAUCGCUCACCCUUCAAGAUUGAAGGCCCCUAUGGUGACUUCAGAGAUGAACUUGAAUCUGAAGGGUUCGUCGUCAUCAAAAAUGCGAUAGCCCCGGAGAAAGCGAAAUACUAUCAACAGCAGUCGCUAGACUGGCUUCAAGAUCUCAGCCCGAAUAUUGACUACGACAAUCCCUCGACAUGGACCAAGGAAAAUCUCCCAAUUGCAGGUGGGGCCAACAACUACUUUGCUUACAGUGUUGCACACGAGAAGUUUAUGUGGGAGGCACGUCUGGAGCCGAAGGUUCUAGAGGCAUUUGCUAAAAUCUGGGGCACGGAUGAAUUACUCGUCUCCUUCGAUGGUCUUAAUAUCACUCUGCCCAAUAAACCGACUAGGGCACCAUGGCCUCAUGUGGACCAAUCGCCACUUCGCCGCGGUCUCCACUGUAUCCAAGGGAUUAUCAAUCUCAGCCAUGCAGGACCCGAAGAUGGCUCGUUGAUUUUGCUCCCCAAAUCUAACGCCUUGUCUGAUGAAUUCUUUGACACCCAAGUUGAUCCAUCAACUUGGCAGGAAAGAGAUUUUAGAUUCUUCAGCGAAGAGGAAAUGGAAUGGUACCAGGCUCGUGGGGUCAAGCCCAUGAAGGUCCUUGCAGAGCCUGGCGAUUUGAUCCUAUGGGAUUCACGUACUGCCCACUGGGGUGGUGAGCCAACCCCCCAAAGUAAUACUAUUCGAACGGUCAUCUAUGUAUCGUAUUCGCCAGCCAGCUUAGCUUCCGAAGAGGCUCUAGAACGAAAGAAAGAAGCGUUUGGAUCGUUCCGGGCAACGGCGCACUGGCCUCAUGACAAUAUUAUGCUCCGCGAUAACAUCAUAUACCUCCCUGAUGGGGCCGUGGAUCCACGCAAUCGGACUAGGCCGGUUGAGGAGCCCGAGUAUACGGACCAGCUGCUCCGACUAGCUGGAGUAAACCCGUACUGA